Messenger RNA from Racocetra persica, 135 nucleotides. Lineage: Eukaryota; Fungi; Glomeromycota; Glomeromycetes; Diversisporales; Gigasporaceae. The record is from the annotation of a GenBank genome assembly.
GAAAUAGAUUCUAAUAGUACUGUUGAAUUAUCAGGAAAUAGUGAUAUAGAAAGUACUAUUAUAUUUGAAAAUCCAAUUCAAUCUAUAGAUAAAGAAUUAUUAUCUGAUAUUCAACUUAAAGAUUAUUUUGAAUAA